This is a messenger RNA of Lucilia cuprina (Australian sheep blowfly), 2681 nucleotides long. RefSeq names its product serum response factor homolog (gene bs). The record is from RefSeq and is a predicted model, not a curated record. Gene Ontology annotation, biological process: positive regulation of transcription by RNA polymerase II. Gene Ontology annotation, molecular function: protein dimerization activity; DNA-binding transcription factor activity, RNA polymerase II-specific; RNA polymerase II cis-regulatory region sequence-specific DNA binding. The coding region runs from base 377 to 1444 and encodes 355 amino acids. NCBI's taxonomy places the organism in Eukaryota, Metazoa, Arthropoda, Insecta, Diptera, Calliphoridae. The transcript is spliced from 2 exons.
AAUAAAAAUUAUAUAUUUAAAAAGUAUAUAAAAUUUAAAUAUUUAAGUGCUUAAUCUAUCGAUAAAAGUGAAAUUUCUUUAAAUUUAAUAUUUUACUUUGUGAAAAUUUAAAAAUUUAUUCACAGCUGCUAAUCAUAAGCGGUCGUCGUAAUGUGUGUUCUGAAACCUGUGAGUUUACUUAUGUAGAUGUGCGUGUGUGUAUUUUAUGUUUAUUUUUGGAUGUAAAUAUACACCAAACAAAUCAACUUCAUCAAAAAUAUUUAAUGAAAAUAUUUUAAACGCGUUGUGUUCUUACAUUUAAUACGUUAUUAAAAAUUACUUAAUAUUACUAUAACUGCAAAUAAAAAGCAUCGAGGUGGAUAAUUUUUAUCUAAGAAUGGAUCCUUCGCGUGGAGACUCGCGCUAUAAUUUAAAUUACUCGAUGAGUAGUAUUGGAUUGUCUUUAGCGGAUCAAGCAGAUAUGUAUGGGAACCCAAAUGCUUUAGGAGGCAGACCUCCAAGUACUGGUAUUUUACAAGGCAUUAGUGGAGUUGGAGGAGGUCCUCCUGGAGGACUUUUAUCCCGUUCUGCUGGAAAUCUUAUGUCAAAUACCCAAUGCCAAUCUUUAGGCAGCAACAAUACUAGUGGUCACGGCGGCAACCAGCAAAGAGGUUUGAAAAGAGCAGGCUCUGAUUGCUAUGAAGAUUCCCAUCAUCGUGUAAGUGCCGGUAGUAUUACUUCUCUUCAAGGACUGGAUGCUUGUGGAAGCACGUCAAAUGUACAACACAGUAGCCAGCAGCAACCGCAAUCAAGCAGUGCUAGUGUACAAGAUAUUGUGGAUGAAAGUUAUAACAUACAGAGCAAAAAGUCCCCACCGGCUAAUGGUAAAAAAACGAAAGGUCGAGUCAAAAUAAAAAUGGAAUAUAUUGAUAACAAAUUGAGACGUUAUACAACGUUUUCAAAACGUAAAACAGGAAUCAUGAAAAAGGCAUAUGAACUUUCAACAUUAACUGGAACUCAAGUUAUGUUGCUAGUUGCUUCCGAGACCGGUCAUGUUUAUACAUUUGCAACGCGUAAAUUACAACCAAUGAUAACCUCAGAAGCAGGAAAACAAUUAAUACAGACUUGUUUAAACUCCCCUGAUCCCCCAAGUGUGGGAGGUGGAGACCAAAGAAUGUCAGCCACUGGAUUUGAAGAAACGGAACUCAGUUACAACAUUGCGGAUGAGGACUCAAAAGUAAGACAAUUAAUUUAUGGUCAUCAUGGUCACGCUCAUCUCGGACAUCCGCAAACUGCAGCUUCACAUUACAGUCUUGAUCAAAGUAUAAUGCAGUCGCCGUAUAGCGGUGGACAACCUUCACCUCUUUCUCAUUCCCAAGCAUAUACACAUGCUCAUCAUUCGCAUGUGUCCCAUGUCCCUCACUCCUCUCAUUCUCAUAUGUCACAUACGCAUCCACAACGGUAAAAAUCCCUGCACAAAGAAAAAUAACAUAAUUGAGUUAAUUUCAAUAAUAUUAAAAUAUUUUAGCUGAAUUCUUCUGUUUCAAAUGUGCAUUUGAAAUUCAAAGAUAAAUAGAUAAUUUCAAUAAUCUUUAUAAACGUUUUUAAUACCCUACUCAAUAUAAUAGUAUAUGGUUUUCAUUUAUGAAUCAUAACAACACAUCAACUUUAUUUAUUAUUCUCUAUAAUUACUCUGAGAUCUCGUUUUCUUAUAAAAAUUUCAUAUACAUAGUAUACAUACUAAUAAUUUUCACAAGUACUUUAUUAUUUAAUAUAAUUUUGAAUAUGUCUUCAGUCGUAUGCUUCUUUACACAUGCAAAUAAGUAUGUGUAUAUACUAGUCAUUUCCGAUGCUAUUGUAUACUUAAUUCUGAACUAAGUUUAAAUUAUUCACUAACUAUAGUGCUCAUUUUAUUUAGAAAAUAUUAGAUACGCGUAUAUUUAAAAGCAAUAGAAUAAAUAAAAUUUGGUGUACAGUAUAUAGGGACGAUCAUAUAGUUUGAAAAACUAACAAAUACUAAUUUAUAAAUAAUUUUAAUUUUAACAAGGCUAUAAAUGUAAUAUCAUUAAAUAAAAGAAAAACACGUAUAUUAUGAUAGUAUAUAUAUUUAUUAUGUUAAACCCCAAAUCCCUGAUUGUAACGAAGUGCCAUUAAUGCAGACAUAAUUCUUAAAUAAAAAAUAUUUUAUUUAAGAAGAAAAUCUGUCAUGUUUUCGAAGAGCUUUUAUUAUAUUUCAUUUUACAAAAUACAAUUUAUAUAGUGCCAUGAUAAAUAUAUAACAUUUAUAUUUUGAAAGUAAGAAUGUGCAAUAAUUCAUAUCAAAUAAAAUCCUACAAUAUUAGUAUAAUUUGAAUAAAAGCAGAUAGAUGAGUGAGCGUGAUCAGUUAUAUUUUUAGUAAUAAACAAUAUACAUACAUACAUACAUACGUAUUGUUGUGCAUGUUUACGUAUUUAAAAAGAGAUUUUUAUUUUAAUUGCAUACCAUUUUAUUUAAUAACAUCAUAUAAAAUUCUGACGUAGAACUUUAAUUUCAAUACUCAAAUUAUAAAUGGAACAAAUGACUUUUUACUAUUUGUUCUCUAUUAUUUAUAUUAAGCAUGCGUAGAUAGUUAAUUCUUUUUUAAUUAUAUAAUAAAUUGUAAUUAAAGUAAUUUUCUGUCAAACAGAAUAUUUAAAUUUUAAAUAAAUAUAAAAAAAAUAGU